AUGUCCCCUGCACCUACUUCACGUGCCAUCCUCCGACAAACCCGAUUUCUCCUCCGGCGAAACAACCUCAGACAAGCUUCCACAACCUCAGAGGCAGCGACGAAAGCAAAGGAGACGGCAUCACAAACAACUUCUAAAGCUUCAGAAGGCUUGUCGAAGGUUACGUCGUCGGCGGGUGGUAUUAUCGGCUCAGCGGCUUCAAGGGCACAAAAUGUGAUGAGCAGAGUGGGCGGACGGACUGGCAGACUUGUUUCUUUUGUUCAAACCUUAAUUCCGCCUACCGUGUAUUAUGCUCGCGUUGGCCUCGAGCUUUCAAAGCUUGUCUUCCAAGGACAGAAGAUGUCUCUACCAUCUCUCUCCCACAUCCAAUCUUACCUCCAACCAGUCAUAAAUGUCGCUAGGGACCCGAAAAGUCUCAUGUCACGCGCUAGCUCUACCUCCAAUUACAUCAACCCGGAAACGAUACUCAGCAACGUCCGAAACACCAAUCGACAGCAGUUGAUCUCUCUCAGCGUGAUCGGCGCAGAAUUAUUGGGAUUUUUCACAGUGGGAACGAUGAUAGGCAGGAUGAAGAUUGUAGGCUAUCAUGGCCAGCCGAGCCAUGAGCAUUGA
Messenger RNA from Endocarpon pusillum Z07020, 612 nucleotides. RefSeq lists its product as uncharacterized. Gene Ontology annotation, molecular function: proton transmembrane transporter activity. Gene Ontology annotation, biological process: proton motive force-driven ATP synthesis. The record is from RefSeq and is a predicted model, not a curated record. The coding region runs from base 1 to 612 and encodes 203 amino acids. The transcript is spliced from 3 exons. Lineage: Eukaryota; Fungi; Ascomycota; Eurotiomycetes; Verrucariales; Verrucariaceae.